CGUCUAUAAAGGGCGUCUCGAAGCCUGCAACCCCAGCAGACGUUUCUCCGGAGAGAAGGUGGUGCAGGUGCUGGACGUGAUGUGGAAGUCUGCGUUUCCCUCCUUGCUCCUGCUCGGCCUGGCUCGGCCCUCCGACGCCGAAGGAAUUCCGCUCAAGCAGUUGUGCAACCCAUCCAUAGAUGGCACCAUCUACAAAUACCAGGCGAAGCCCUUGAAUGGCAGUCCCACUGUUAACUUCAGCCGCUAUGCCGGAAGGAUUGUUCUUUUCGUCAAUGUGGCCACGUACUGAGGUUACACCGCUCAGUACAUCGAGCUGAAUGCACUUCAGGAGGAGAUGGAUAUCCUUGGACUCACCAUUCUCGGUUUCCCUUCUAAUCAGUUUGGGAAACAGGAACCUGGGCAAAACAACGAGAUCCUGCCAGGUUUAAAGCACGUUAGACCCGGCAACAACUUUGUUCCAAAUUUCCUGUUGUUCGAGAAAGGUGAUGUGAAUGGGAAAGACGAGCAAGGGGUUUAUACCUUCCUCAAGAGUUCCUGUCCCCCAGUCUCGGAUAACUUCGGUAACGCCAGCAACAGACUAUUCUGGGAUCCGCUGAAAGUCAGUGACAUCAAGUGGAACUUUGAAAAGUUCCUGGUGGGGCAGAACGGAAAACCCGUGAUGAGAUGGCACCCGGCUAUCAGCGUUGCCGAGGUGCGGGCUGAUAUUCACAAAUAUCUGCUCCGACGUUACACUGAAGAGAUUUUCAACUAGGCAGUCCAAACAAUAGUUUCCAAAUGUAGUAGAGUGUGAAGAGCUGUAGAUGUAGCCGUUUCUCUCAUUUGUGAAAGAAGCAUGUUAAAUGAAGAAGAGGUUUGAAAACAGAAAGCCUGUGGAGCUUCUUUGGAGUCUUGAGGAUCACGGCUGGCUUUUUAGUGCAUUCAAGCCGCACCGUGUUCCCACAGCAACGUGUUGUUUUCACAAACAGGGAACUGCUGGAAUUUACAGCCUCAACGUCAACUACUUUUAAUAAAUCUUUAACAGCA
Syngnathoides biaculeatus (alligator pipefish) is the source of this 1023-nucleotide messenger RNA. It is a transcript of the gene gpx3, whose product is annotated as glutathione peroxidase 3. The transcript has 5 exons. Lineage: Eukaryota; Metazoa; Chordata; Actinopteri; Syngnathiformes; Syngnathidae. Gene Ontology annotation, molecular function: glutathione peroxidase activity. Gene Ontology annotation, biological process: response to oxidative stress. The record is from RefSeq and is a predicted model, not a curated record.